AUGGAUCAUCUGGAAUCGGUGCACAACCACAUCAAGGACCCCGGGUUCUUGUCUAUGUUGAAGAAAAAGGCGCAAGAGAAUUUGAUGUCCUCAAUGAACGCAUCCUUUGCCUUUAAAACAGCGUGUUUCGCGGUUCUAUUUUUCUACCUCGGAACGCUCUACUUGAAGAAAAACAAUUUGAUCUCAAGGAAAAUAUUCUCCGAGUCGGACCAAUACCACAACCUCCAGUUUGGAAACACACAUCCCACGAAUGACCAAAUCUCAAGGAAAAUAUUCUCCGAGUCGGACCAAUACCACAACCUCCAGUUUGGAAACACACAUCCCACGAAUGACCAAGUGGAGGAAUGGAAAAGAAGCACAUGGGCAGACUGGUUGGUAAAGUUAGAUGAGGAUUGGAAAUUAUUCAACGCAGAAAUUGAAGACGACAAAAAAGAAUGGAUUGAAAAAAAAGAAGGAGACUGGGUAACUCUACUCAAUGACUUAGAAAACAAAUGGUUACACUUCAACCCAAAAUUAGAUGAAGAAUAUCAAAUAGAUGUGCUAUCGCAGUCAGAAACGUGGGAUGAAAAUGAAUGGAAAAAUUGGAUCUCAACAGAAGCAAAACAACUCCUAGAAGCCGACCUAAAAAAAUGGUUCACUCGUAGCGCAAUGAUAUAUUCUAAGUGGGCUAUGAAUACAUGGAAUGACUGGAAAAAUGAAAAAAUAAAAGAAUGGAUUACAAGCGAAUGGAAACAAAGUGAAGACAAAUACUGGUCUAACUAUGAUGAAUAUACUUUACAAACCCUAGACUUUGAAGACCAAAAACAAUGGUAUAAAUGGAAGGAAAGAAUAUACAGGGAAGGAGUCGAAUGGAAAAAUUGGAUUGCCGUUAGAGAAAGCAGAUUUGUCAACUCUAAUUGGAACACCUGGUCCGAUUGGAAAAAAGGGAAACAAUUACAAUUUAGUGAAUGGACCGAGACAUUUGUUGAUAACUGGAUUAAACAAAAACAAUGGCUUGUGUGGAAUGAGGAAAGAAAAAAUGCAGCCGAUGAACAGAAACUCGCAGAGGAACAAGUAGCUGCUCCAAGUCAACAUGCCACUCCUGUUAGCGUAGAAGAACCCGCCGCCGAAGCCAUGGCCGCAUAA
Messenger RNA from Plasmodium fragile, 1125 nucleotides. RefSeq lists its product as uncharacterized. The coding region runs from base 1 to 1125 and encodes 374 amino acids. The transcript is spliced from 3 exons. The record is from RefSeq and is a predicted model, not a curated record. Lineage: Eukaryota; Apicomplexa; Aconoidasida; Haemosporida; Plasmodiidae.